This is a messenger RNA of Adineta steineri, 552 nucleotides long. The record is from the annotation of a GenBank genome assembly. Lineage: Eukaryota; Metazoa; Rotifera; Eurotatoria; Adinetida; Adinetidae.
AUGGGACACAAGCAUUCGACUAAAAAAAACUGGACUAUUGAAGAGAGAGCAUCUGAUGCAGAAGAAAAAGUCGCUCAAUCUCCCAGUAUUAUUACCAGAGUAAGAAGAUCAUCUAAAAAAUAUUUCAAUGGUCAAGCUAUUGAAAACGAUGCAUCAAUGCAUCAAUUGCAAGAUGAGCUUUUAGCAAUUGAUAAUACAGUAAAACAGAAAUGUUUCCCGCGAAAAAAAAAGAAACAAUCAAAAAGUCGAUCGAACUCCGAAGAAAUUUAUUCUCAAAAUGAAUAUUAUUAUGAUCAAAAUCCACAAUCAUUAUCUGAUAACGACGAAUAUUAUGAUCAAAAUUCACAAUUCUUUUCUAACAACGAUGAAUUUCAUGAUCAAAAUCGACAAUUAUUUUCUAAUAACGACGAAUAUCACGAUCCAUCUAUUCAUACUUAUGAGAAUGUACCAAUACAAAGGAAAAGAUCUACAUGGCAAUGCAAAUAUUGUUUAGCAGAAAAUAAAUCAAAUACUAUUAAAUGUCGAUGCAUGGCAACUGUAACAAGAUUUUAA